AAAGACAUUGCUUGUCCUGCGGCUUAGUACCCACUGUAAGCACAAAUGACCCUGACACUGUUGCCUAUGUGCAGGACCCCCCAGCGUUCAUCGGUACAGCAUUUGGGACUUUGGAUGGAAUUUUUGCACGUAAGACGAUUAAGCCUGAAGAGUAUGUGGCUUUCGUUCCUGCGGAGCUACUUACACUAUACCCUGCUUGGCAAGCUGACUUUGACUUGUCUCCCGUGCUAUUCUCCGUACGGACCGGUAUCGUGAUGUGGGAUCUGCAAGUGCGAAUGGUGAAAGACCCAAAGGCAGCAGAUAUCUCUACAAUCAUGAGAGAUAGGUGUAUUUAAAAUAUCCGUCACUAGAUGGAGGAAAUAUUUGGCAUUCAAAUAAAUCAAACGCGCAACACUCCACAACUCUUCUUCACCAACUUCAUUGAUACAAUUGACGAAAAUGCCUGUCGAAACAAGAACAACAACCUCACACUCCAUACCACGAACAAGUGGAGAGAAGUUCAGCGAGGCCGAAUUAGAGAAGACCUCCCCAAUCCAAGAUGCGGCCGCAGAAGAGCAUCCUACUGGUGCGAGCCUAGCCAUAAUCACAAUCGGCCUAUUCCUUGCGGUUUUGUGCUUCGGACUUGAUCGCUCGAUCUUGGGAACCGCAAUCCCGGUAAUCACAUCCGAAUUCGAGUCUCUGCCGGAUGUAGCGUGGUACGGCUCCGCCUACCUCUUCACGAUGUGUUCGUUCCAGCUCUUCUUCGGUAAAUUGUACGCCGAGUUCAACGCUAAAUGGGUCUUCCUUGUUGCUCUCUUCAUCUUCGAGGUGGGUUCCAUUGUCUGCGCCGUGGCUCCGAGCUCCGUUGUGCUCAUUAUCGGCCGAGCCAUCUCCGGAGUCGGUGCAGCCGGACUCAUGUCGGGCGCUCUCAUUAUCUUGGCUAGAAGCGUGCCUCUCCACCGACGCCCGCAGUUCACCGCGGCAGUCGGCGCAGCGGGCGGAAUCUCUCAGUGCAUAGCGCCGACUCUUGGUGGUGUCUUUGUUGAUAAGGCCACUUGGAGAUGGUGCUUCUGGAUCAAUCUUCCUCUCGGCGGUGUCACCUUUCUGGUUGUUCUCUUUCUCCUGAAGCUGCCGGCGCCGCCGAAGAAGGAGACACAAAGCGUGCGAGAGUUUAUUUCAAACUUUGACUUGGUUGGAACAUUGCUUAUUAUUCCUUGGAUCAUUUGUCUCCUCCUCGCUCUGCAGUGGGGCGGAACUGAAUAUCCCUGGAGCACCUGGCGCAUUGUCCUGUGCUGGUGCCUCUUUGCGGUCUGCUUCCUCUCCUGGGCGUUUGUCCAAUACCGUGAGGGCGACAAAGCCACCGUCCCGUUCCGCAUCCUCUUUCAGAGGUCGAUGGCUUGUGCUUGCUGGCUGAUGCUUCUUUUAUUCUCCCUCCUCUUCAUCGAAGUCUACUAUAUCCCUAUCUGGUUGCAGGCUGUCAAGAACCACUCCGCCUAUCAGAGUGGUAUCGACUUGUUGGCAUCAUCGGUUUCCUUGUCGGUGGCGACAAUUCUUUCUGGAUUCCUGACAAGUCACAUCGGAUACUACGUUCCGCAACUCAUCGCCUCAUCUGUUAUCACCUCUGUUGGAACGGGGUUAAUCUACUCGUUCAACGAAAACACGAAUUCAGGCUUUUGGAUUGCCUCACUCAUCGUUCUAGGAGUAGGCGUGGGUCUGGGCGGGCAACAAACGUUGAUAGCAGUUCAGACUGUGUUCCAAGGUCGUGACGUAGCCCUGGCAACGUCUCUCUUGAUCUUCUUGCAAAGUCUUGGCGGUACCGUAUUUUUGGCCGUCGCUCAGAACAUCUUCCACUCGCGACUUAUCUUCGAGUUGAACCGAAACGUCCCUAACGUAGACCCGGCAGUCGUCAUUGAUUCGGGCGGUUCCGGACUGGUGGAGUCGAUGCGGAGGAUCUACCCGGAUUCGGUCGACGGCAUCGUCGGAGCCUACAACAAGGCUCUCCAGAACGUGUUUCUGAUUGCCACCGUCCUCGGAUGUUUGACGUUCUUCGGGUGUGUUUUUAUUGAGUGGAAGAGCGUUAAGAAGGAUAAGCCGAAGAAGGAAGGCCAGACUCAGGGUCAGACGAAAAGGGACGGAGACGCGGAGAAAUAGAGCUAUCCAAUCCGGAACUGUCGGUAGCAAAUAAGAAUGUGUUCAUACUUUACAUAAUGUGGCUGCAAGUUGGAAAGAAUUGCGAAGGAAUUCUUACAGGCAGUGGAGAGUGGGCAAGGU
Messenger RNA from Colletotrichum godetiae, 2250 nucleotides. Its product is annotated as major facilitator superfamily transporter. Lineage: Eukaryota; Fungi; Ascomycota; Sordariomycetes; Glomerellales; Glomerellaceae. The transcript is spliced from 7 exons. Gene Ontology annotation, molecular function: transmembrane transporter activity. Gene Ontology annotation, cellular component: plasma membrane. Gene Ontology annotation, biological process: transmembrane transport. The record is from RefSeq and is a predicted model, not a curated record. The coding region runs from base 439 to 2130 and encodes 563 amino acids.